AUGGCUAAAGGUCCAAUUAUAAAACACCUUCAAGGUCAAGGAACGUGUAAUCUUGUCCACUAUCCACUUCAAGAUACCCUGACUGCGAUCAAUGACACCCAGCGUCAGAACUAUAAUGAAGCACUUAUUUGCAAGGGAGUGAGCGAUGAUGGCGACGAAGAACUCCUCCGCAGCGACAAUUACAAACGACUCUUCCCCUGGUGUAGGGCGUUGAAAACGACGCAAAGCAUCUCAUCUCAUCUCUUCAGGACCCGCAGGAAGUUGAACAAAUUACUAAGAUUAAACAAUACACUUAUGGGAGUUAUCCAGCCUACUGCUGCUUCCAAGUUACCACCUAACCUUACUCCGGCUCAACACCAACAGGUUCAGGCACAGAAACAAGCUUAUGAUGCUCAAGUCGCUGCAUCACGAAUCGCUGCAUCACAAGUCGCUGCAUCACAAGUCGCUGUAUCACAAACCGCUUCGCCUUCCACCCAGAAAGCCGAUGUUCCAGCAUCUAGCCAACCAGAGUUAAUUCAUAACCCCUCAGCGAAAAAUCGCUCGGCAAUUCGUCUUCAGUCCCGCGGCCACUUUUCUCCUUGGGUCGAGCCACCCCUAGCGUAUGAUAAUUUAUCAACGCCCGGAGCAACUACGAAUCUGAGUGAGCAACCUGGGUCAGCAACCGAUUCCCGCUCUCGACAAGCACAUUAUCAAGUUCGAACCAAAGGCAAUGGUAGAACGGGAUCAUAUUCUAAGCUUCUGCCUCUCCAGAACGAAAGCAGCUACGAAUAUCCUGCGGACAGAGACUCAGAUUCCCAUACGGAGUCAAGCGCCGAUAUAACUGAUUCUAGUCAACUUUCACCAACAUUAUCGACCUCCCAAAUCAUCCUGAAGACCGAGGAGCCCUCUCCAACCAAGUGGAAAACCUCUAAAAGCUCAAGAAGAUAA
Molecule: messenger RNA, 927 nt
Organism: Botrytis fragariae
Lineage: Eukaryota; Fungi; Ascomycota; Leotiomycetes; Helotiales; Sclerotiniaceae
Exons: 3
Coding region: 1-927 (308 amino acids)
Source: RefSeq, a predicted model, not a curated record